Molecule: messenger RNA, 300 nt
Organism: Didymodactylos carnosus
Lineage: Eukaryota; Metazoa; Rotifera; Eurotatoria; Philodinida; Philodinidae
Source: the annotation of a GenBank genome assembly
AUGCCGUUUGAUCCGGCUCGCGCAGCUGUUCAACCAUAUCCAAUAACGGCAUUUCAGCCUAUUUAUUUUCUUGCCGAAAGUUUCAAAGAUGCCAAAGGGAAAAUAAGACAAUACGCCACGGAAAUUCCACGACCAUUUAGUGUUCAUUAUAAUUCUUAUACAGAGUCAAUUGAAGUCAUCAAUAAUAAAGAACAAAUCGUCAAUAUGUUUCGUAUGCUUCGAGGUGAAAUGGAUAUUUUAUAUGAUGCAUUAAAAAAGUUGGGGGUGCCUAAUGAUCCGACAGAUGAAACGUCGUCGUGA